UCCGCCCUCGGCUGCCAUCUCUGAAGUGAAGCGACGCCGCCGCUCUCGCGUAGAGUCCUCGCCUUUUUUAUACACAAUUAAGUAAAUAAACUAGCUUCUUUGUCUUAAUUAGGACCAUUACCUGAAGGCAACGAGUGAAACAGCAGUCCCUGUUUAUCGUGCGGCCUGUAACGGUGGUUUGGCCACGAGGCGCGUCGGUACAGUUGGAUCAGGGCGAUGGCGGAGUUCGGUAACGGACUGGCGGAGGAGUCUCUACUAGAUUCAGACCCCGGACAUCCCGAGCUGGAAGACCCGGGUGUCGGCGACGAAGAACCGGGGUUAGAAGAGGGAGAGGCCGCGAUUGAAGACCCGGAGCUGGAGGCAAUCAAAGCCCGGGUGAGAGAGAUGGAGGAAGAGGCAGAGAAGCUGAAGGAGCUACAGAACGAGGUGGAGAAACAGAUGAAUCUCAGCCCCCCACCAGUCGGUCCUGUCAUCAUGUCCAUCGAGGAGAAGAUGGAAGCAGAUGGCAGAUCUAUUUAUGUCGGAAAUGUGGACUACGGUGCCACGGCAGAAGAGCUUGAGGCUCACUUUCAUGGCUGCGGUUCAGUAAACAGAGUCACCAUCCUAUGUGACAAAUACACAGGGCAUCCCAAGGGGUUUGCCUAUAUUGAGUUUGCAGACAAAGAGUCUGUUAGGACAGCCAUGGCUUUGGACGAGUCCCUUUUCAGAGGAAGGCAGAUAAAGGUGGGCGCUAAGAGAACAAACAGACCAGGCAUCAGCACCACAGACCGCGGCUUUCCACGGGCUCGAUUCCGAUCACGGGGAGGAAGCUUCUCGUCACGUGCACGCUACUACAGUGGCUACACACCACCCAGAGGCAGAGGACGGGCCUUCAGGUUUCAGGACCAGUGGAGGCUGACGACCCCUCCCCAGGUGGCGCAGGCCCCCCCCACUGUCUCUGCAGCGUCUCUCUCUCUCUCUGCUCCCGCUAUGCACACUCACCCCAUCCUGUCCGUGUGGGGGGGCGGGGGAGGGGGGCAGGGCGACCACAGGCCCGCCGCGGGGGGCAUUUACUACAACAGCAAACGCUGAUGAUGCUUUUAGUCCUUUUCACACUUCAACUCGCGCACACAAACACACACAUUGAUGACACACACAUACACACACACACACACCUGUUCAACAUACACCACAGCACACUGCAGUACAGAUGGCACUUAACAGGCCGUCAACCCAACACAUGAUUUAUAUACAGAGAGCUGAAGCCAACAUAGCUGAGUGGCAGGCAGGCAAGUUUGCGUGAGAGUGAGGAAGGCAGGACCAGAGACAAGGGUGUUUUUUGGGGUGUACAGUGCGGACCUUAAGGCGCCCCCUUUCUCUGACUACGCGCAGUGCAGUCACGGCUUGUCUGAGGAAGGCUGAUGAGCUAACGGCAUUGAUUAUUAAUUUAAUGAAUGGAGUGGGCCGGAGCUGUUACUUUAGGGCGGGGAAAGACAGGGGUGGGGUUUGUGUGGAGACUUUUUUUUUUUCUUUUUGAAAA
Molecule: messenger RNA, 1519 nt
Organism: Thunnus maccoyii (southern bluefin tuna)
Lineage: Eukaryota; Metazoa; Chordata; Actinopteri; Scombriformes; Scombridae
Gene: pabpn1
Product: poly(A) binding protein, nuclear 1
Exons: 8
Coding region: 217-1071 (284 amino acids)
Molecular function (GO): RNA binding
Source: RefSeq, a predicted model, not a curated record